GGUUGACCUACCUACUCUAGUACUUCGCUUGUGCCAUGGCGGAUUUGGAGAGCGAGAAGAGUGCUGGGCAGCCCUCCGCGGCAGAGCAGCAGCCAGAGGACUCCACUGUGCCGGAGGACGGCCGGGGUGGCAUCCAUCUGAGCUGCAAGGCCUUCAGAGGGCAAGAGCCACACGCGCUACAAGAGUGGCUGGCGGAGGCUGGGAUGCCCAAUGUGCGGGUGCGGAAGAAGAAGCCGUGGCACUAUGCCUUUGUGACCUUGGAGGAUGAGACGAAGCUCAAGGAGCAAGAACUGUUCUUCAAGAAGGCCAAAGUUCAGGUCAAUGCCCGGCAAGCAGCCAAAGGUGCUGGCAAGAAGCGGCCCGCGGAGGAAGAUCCGAAUGGGCCCAGCAAAAAGCUGAAGGCCGAAGAGAAGAUCCCGGUGCUCAAGGAGCUGAGGGAGCGCAUCAAAGGUUCGAAGAAGAGCUUCGAUGGCGAUGCGUUGGAGAAGAGCGCCCCACUCAUGAAGUGGGACUACAAGACACAGCUGCAGAUGAAGCACGGCUACGUGAAGACGGCGGUGCGCUCCAUCACGAAGCUGGCGCAGAAGCGCUGCGAGAAGUUGGGGCGCGCGCCGCCGAGCUGGUGCUCCAAGGAAUGGUCUCUGGCCAGUGGCGCGCCGCAAGGCUGUUGCUGCCCUUUGGACCCGCCCAUCGGUGCGCCGGAGGGAACCUUGAGGGGCUGGCGAAACAAAUGUGAGUUCACCAUCGGCCGCGAUCCGCGGGGAGAGGUGGAGGUGGGCUUCAUCUUGAAGAUCUUGCCUGAUGGAGCUCAGGUGAUCGGCAGCAUUCAGGAGGUGCCGCUGGUGCCCGCGCCAAUGCAGAGACUUUGCGCCAUGGUGUCGUCGCUGGUCGCCAAGUCGAGCUUUCCCAUCUACGACCGCAGGGAGGGCCAGCGCAAAGGCGUUUGGCGCACCCUGCUGGCGCGCGUGAAUCCGUCCAAUGAGAUGUUGGUGAUGUUUCAGACCACCAGCUUGUCCGAGGAGGACCGUGCCAACUUCGUGGAGCCACUGCUGCCAGAGCUGGAGAAGCUCGGCGUGACCUCAGUCUUUUUACAGUUCAAUGAUGAGGUCACCGACGCGGCACGCCCCACGGCGCUGGUGACGCAAGUUCAUGGGAAGCCCAGGCUGGAGAUGCCGAUGCUGGGCCUCAAGCUGGAAGUGGGUCCCUUGUCCUUCUUCAACCCCAACACCACGACCUGCCGGUUCCUGAUGGAAACCGCUCUGGCGUUUCUGAACCUCAAGAAGACCGAGAUCUUGUUGGACAUCUUCUGUGGGAUCGGCACCAUUGGCCUUUGUGCGGCGCAUUGCUGCGAGAAGGUCAUCGGCGUCGACGUGGUGGAAGAAAACAUCGAGGAUGUGGCCGCUGUGGCGGUUGGGGGUGCGGUGAUGGCUGUGCGCCAGACAUGGGCAGUCGGGGAGGAUGCUAGACGGAAUGCGGAGCAGAAUGCCAUCAGCAACACGGAGUUCCUGGCGGGGAAGGCAGAGGAGUUGGUGCCGAAGAUCCUGGGUGACAUGGAUCCAUCCAAAGAGGCGCGUUCAUGGCGUGGACUUCAUGCUGCGGGGUUCGUGAAGAAGUGCAGUGCCGUGAUUGGGGGGUUGUGUGGGUAUUCAAGAACUUUUUGGCAAGUUGUUACAUUCCCUUACCGUUCCCUAAGGUUUGAGCCACCAUUGAUGUCGUGGGUUUUCAACAUUUUUAGGAGACCCGGCCAAUGGAACUCCUUUGAUGGUCUUGACCUGGUCAGGCUAGAGAUGUUUCAUAUUUGCCUGAAUAUGCUGAGAUGGGGAAUCUCAACGACUCCAUCUUCUUCAGGUGAUAGGUGUGUGCAGUUAGCCCUGCGGACGCCUCCACCUCCGAGAUGCUCAUGCUCGGACCCAGGACGCAUGCCCUGACUUGUUGCAGACCAGGAGAUCAAGGGCUCUGGCUGUUCUUCAUGCAUCGCUUCCUCACCAAACGGGUGGACCGAAAACACGGUCCCCCACGCCGGACAGCCGGGGGACGACUUGUGUGCCUGACAAUGACCGAACCGCAUGCGUGGCGUUCCAACCGGGUUUGGUUCAAAAGUUCUCAGCCACCGAUCGGCAGGGGCGAGAAAGGGUGCCCUCCUACUAUCCCUAGGGCUCCUGGCCCAUCUCCUC
Durusdinium trenchii is the source of this 2174-nucleotide messenger RNA. Lineage: Eukaryota; Dinophyceae; Suessiales; Symbiodiniaceae. The record is from the annotation of a GenBank genome assembly.